Messenger RNA from Passer montanus (Eurasian tree sparrow), 6336 nucleotides. RefSeq names its product protein phosphatase 1 regulatory subunit 12B (gene PPP1R12B). The record is from RefSeq and is a predicted model, not a curated record. The transcript has 26 exons. Lineage: Eukaryota; Metazoa; Chordata; Aves; Passeriformes; Passeridae. Bases 60 to 3182 code for a protein of 1040 amino acids. Gene Ontology annotation, molecular function: phosphatase regulator activity; protein kinase binding; enzyme inhibitor activity. Gene Ontology annotation, biological process: signal transduction. Gene Ontology annotation, cellular component: Z disc; cytoplasm; A band.
CGCGCCGCUCCGGGUUGAGCGCGGCGCGGCCCCGCGCGGCCCUCAGAGCGGCCGCGGCGAUGUCCGAGCCGGAGCACCUGGGCGGGAAGCGGGCCGAGUCGGCGCGGCUGCGGCGGGCCGAGCAGCUGCGGCGCUGGAAGGGCUCCCUGACCGAGCAGGAGCCGGUGGCGGCGGGGGGCGGCCGUGGCCGGCACCGCGGCGCGGGGGGGUCCCGCGUCCGCUUCGAGGAGGGCGCCGUGUUCCUGGCCGCCUGCUCCAGCGGCGACACCGAGGAGGUGAAGAGGCUGCUGGGCCGCGGCGCCCGCAUCAACACCACCAAUGUGGACGGGCUGACAGCCCUGCACCAGGCCUGUAUUGAUGAGAACCUGGACAUGGUGAAGUUCCUAGUGGAAAAUGGAGCCAAUGUGAACCAGCAAGACAACGAGGGCUGGACCCCUCUUCAUGCAGUGGCGUCGUGUGGCUACCUGAACAUAGCAGAGUACCUGAUCAGCCAUGGGGCCAACGUGGCUGCUGUGAACAGUGAGGGCGAGGUCCCGUCCGACAUCGCCGAGGAGGCGGCCAUGAAGGACCUGCUGCUGGAGCAAGUCAAGAAACAAGGUGUAGACCUGGAGCUGUCAAGGAAAGAAGAGGAGCAGCAGAUGCUCCAGGAUGCCCGGCAGUGGCUGAACAGUGGGAGAAUUGAGGAUAUAAAACAGCCUCGGACAGGAGCCACAGCUCUUCAUGUUGCUGCAGCCAAGGGAUAUUCUGAAGUCAUGAGGCUCCUGAUCCAGGCUGGGUUUAAUCUGAACGUCCAGGACAAUGAUGGCUGGACUCCACUCCAUGCUGCUGCUCACUGGGGAGUGAAGGAAGCGUGUUCCAUCCUGGCUGAGGCUCUGUGUGACAUGGACAUCAGGAACAAGCUGGGUCAGACGCCCUUUGAUGUUGCUGAUGAGGGACUUGUGGAGCAUUUAGAAAUGUUGCAGAAGAAACAGACUGUGCUGCGAAGUGAGAAGGAGACAAGGAAUAAGCUGAUUGAAGCUGACAUGAAUGGGAAGCCUCAAAACAGACUCUUCACCAACAAAGAGAAGAUUCUUUAUGAGGAAGACACGUUGAAGUCCAUGGAAACUGAGGAAGAGAACAAGGACUCAAGCAGUUCUAGUUCUGAAGAGGAAGAAGCUGAAGAUGAAGUUUCAGAAUCAGAUGCUGAAAAGGAGUCAGAGAGAAAGGAAGAGCCCUUUGCCAACCACUCCAGCCGUGAAUCCAGGCCCAGCAUCACUGAGCAAAUGCCACCACCCGAGCCCAACUCCUUCACUGCAUCUGCCAGAAGAUUCAGUUGGCUCAGCAAGUCAGACGAGCAGAAGGAUGAGUCUCCUUCGUCGUGGCGGCUGGGCCUGAGGAAGACUGGCAGCCACAACAUGUUGAGUGAAGUCGCUGCCACUCGUGAGGCACAGAGGGAUAAAACUUCUUCUAUCUAUCGCUCCUCGUCCAGCCCUCGGAUAUCUGCACUGUUGGACAACAAGGAAAAGGACAGAGACAACAAGAGUUAUCUUGCCACCAUAGUCCCCAGAAGACUGAGCAGUACGAGUGAUACAGAAGAAAAAGAAAACAGGGAAUCUGCUGUGAACCUGGUGCGGAGCGGCUCCUACACGCGGCAGCCCUGGAGGGACGAGCCAAAGGGAAACGAAGCUCCCCACUCCGGUGCACCCACUACCUAUGUAUCCACCUACUUGAAAAGUGCUUCAUUUGGUAGAAGUAGUGACCUGAGCAGUCCCUACAUUUCAGCCAGUCGCAGUCCAUCUCUAGCUACCUCACCCACUGCCAUUGGCUCAUCUACCUCCCCGGGCACCCCGUGGCAACCUGUCUCUUGCUGCCCCACAUCUCUCGGUGUGAACACUCCUGCCUCAGCCUACCACAGCACCAGAGCCCCUUUCAGGCAACAAACUGAUUCUGCUGUAGAGAAAAACACAGAUGGCAGCUGUGCCAGCACCCCUCUAGGUGUAAUCACAAACCAUGCUGUGCUCGGCGCUGCCAACGGCACCGGGAAUGCCGGGGCUGCCUCCGCCCCGGGGAAGGACCUCUCGGCUGAGGAGGCCAGGGAGCGCAGAAGGUCAUAUCUGACUCCGGUGCGGGAUGAGGAAGCAGAAUCACUGAGGAAGGCACGGUCCAGACAGGCCCGGCAGACUCGCAGGUCUACCCAGGGAGUGACCCUGACGGACCUGCAGGAGGCCGAGCGCACGUUCAGCCGCUCGCGGGCGGAGCGCCAGGCGCAGGAGCCGCCGGGCGACAGAGCCGAGGACAGCGGUGACAGAACGGAGAGCCGCCCGCGCUGGGGACGGAGCACGGACGACGAGACCGUCUAUCGGCGAUUGAGGGGCUCAGCACAGCCCGACAAACCCACGACACCUGUGUCUCCUUCCACAGCAGCACCUCUGCUCUAUACAAGCUCAUACCUGACUCGAACAAAUAAAUAUCUAGGGCUGGACUCUGUGAAUCCAGCAGAUUUCAGAGCGGCAGGCACAGAGAUGGAGAAAAAUGAGUGUGAAGAUCAGGAUUCAGACGACAAAUCCCUGAACAAACAGUCAAUCCGGGAGCGGCGGCGGCCAAAAGAGAGACGGAGAGGCACCGGCAUCAUCUUCUCAACACAAGAUGAUGAAGAUGAAGUUGAUGGAAAUGAAGAAGUGAAGGAAACUCGGCAUGAAAGACUUUCCAGGUUGGAGGCAGCCACGAACCCCACCCCGAGUGACUCGUCCUACAGCGACCGCGCCGCCGGCCGCGCCAGUGCCUACAGCCGCAGGGAGAACCGGCUCGCCGCGCUCAGCAGCCGCGCAGAGGAGGAGAGCAACAGGGACUACAAGAAAUUAUACGAGAGUGCCCUGUCUGAAAAUCAAAAGCUGAAGUCAAAGCUGCAAGAAGCCCAGCUUGAGCUGGCUGAUAUCAAAGCAAAGUUGGAAAAAGCAGCCCAGCAGAAACAGGAGAAAACUUCUGACCGGUCCAGCAUGCUGGAGAUGGAGAAGAGGGAGAAGCGAGCCUUGGAGCGGAAACUCUCUGAAAUGGAAGAGGAAAUGAAGAAUCUCCACCAGCUCAAACAGAUUCACACUCUGAGGCAGAUGAAUGAGCAGCUGCUGGCUGAGAACAGGGCUCUGACCCGGGUCGUAGCCAGACUUUCUCUGCCCUCCAAGCCCUCGGAAUCAGAGGAGCUGUAGCUGCUUUCCCUCCGGCUCAUCUUGCCUCCCUCUUCCACUCUUCCAGAUUUUGACAGAGCUGAAGUCGGACAACCAAAGGCUGAAGGAUGAGAACGGAGCCCUCAUUCGUGUCAUCAGCAAACUCUCCAAAUAGGAAUCCAGAGCAAAGGAGGGACAAGGAGGGGUGUCCUACACCAGCUGCCAACCCCCCACCGAGCCCUACCCCCUUCCUUCCCGUCACGUACAGCAAGUGUUUCAGCCAUGGGAUCAAUGUCACACCUGCCUUGCCCUGCCCUUUGCUGUACAUUCCCUUUCUACCCCUGUUUCCCCCCAACACACCCCCUGCCAUUUUUUUUUUUUUAAUUUAUGCAUGUUGUGGUAUCUCGGACAUUUUAUUCAAGGGAGAAAUGUGAGGACUGGGUUUGAGCUGCCAAAACUUCUUCCAAAAGCUCAGUAUUUGGUUUUGGACUCUGACCUGGAGUGGGAAGCUCCUACUGUAAAAAGUGACAUCUGAAGAACUAACCCAGCAUAUCCAAGGCCUUUACAGGUGGGAAAUGUGAACAUGGGCUGGGACUCUGAGGAUGCACAUCAGUCCACUGAGACGUGGGACUCUGGUUAAAUGUGAUGCUGUGAAAGCCACCAGAGCUCACGUUUGUCACAGGCUGAUGAGCUGUUUUGCACAGACACCUUUUCCUCUUGCCCCAGUAGACUGAGUCUUCUAUUUUAGAUAAGAUUUUGAACCUUUACAGAAACAUCAGUGCUGACACUUGGUGUCAGACCCUUACCCCUCACCCUCCCUUUCCCCCACAGCCUGGGUGAUCCUGUGUCACGUUGUGUCCUUCCAGGGCUCCUGUCUGUGGUUGGUAGCAUACAGUUGCCACCUGGACACUUGUUCCUUGGGACAGGAUAUAUCGCAGGCACUUGCUGAGCUUUGUGAAGGACAAACUUGAACCCCUACAGACCCUCUGCCGCUCUCAUCUGUGUGUGAGCAUCAGUCACCUUGCAGGGAGCUGUGCCAAUGCCAGAAACCAGCCUCCCCUUCCCAAAAGCCAUCUGGGACAUUCUCCCACUGCCUCCCUGAAGGCAGAGCCCCAUAGCAGAGCCUGGCUGGUAUUUCAGGUACCCUCCCUUUGAUUUGCAGUAGGAUUUGUAGCCAGAAAAUGCCAGCAUCCUGUCCCACACACCUUGGAGAGGUCAGGGUGUGUCAGUGUCAGAGGGACAAGGAGCUGCUGGUAACUGAAUCACCAUGAUUAAAGUCUUCUGACCUGUCAGAAACUUCUGAUAAGCUUUGACCUUGAAGGAAACCCCCAGAAAUACUCGUCUUCAAUACACAUGCACUCUAAACAGUUUGGAAUUGUUCUCUCCCAUGGGCAUUUAGACAUUGGCUCCUCUCAAACAGUACCUUCCCUCUCAGAGACAUCCAGCUGCAUCCAAAACAUUCUCCCAUCUACACCCUUCCAUAUUUGUCCUUUCAUCCCCUUUGUCCUUCAACUCCCCAUUCUCUCUCUGGCCAAGGACAGCAGUUCUUGGUCACUGAACCUGGAGGUGGCCAUGGAGCAGCUCUACCAUGUUCCUGAGCAGCUCUGCUGGCUCUGGCUGGGGGAACUCUCCAUUCCCAGAGACAUGAGAUACUUGAACAUGAGCAGAAUACUUGAGCUUGCUCAGCAGGGUAAAACUUAUCUCUAUCAGGCAAUCCUGGGCUUUUUUGAACCUUUUGCUGGUUAUUGCCUCAGAAAGCAUCUCUGUUUUCCUCUCUCUGGGGUUUUCUCUCUUUUUUUUCCCCCUGCCCUAAUUCUCCAUUUUCCCCCCUUCCCCUCCCUGUCCUGCCUGUUUCCACCUCUCUUGCUCUUCCUGGAGCUGCCAGGUCUCCCCAGGCAGCUCUGACCACAAGUUGCUCUUCAGCUGGUGGAGCCAUUUGUGCAGCUGAGGCACCGUUUCUCCUGGUACUGAGGCCCUGCCUCUGCUGCUGAGCUUUGGGAGGAAGAGACCAAAGCUGGUAAAGGCAUCAGGGUUUCUGCAGAGCACUGCCUAAGCCAGGCAUCCUUUUUAUAUUCCUUGAUUUUAACCCUGCUCUAUUUAACAGCUUUAAGUCUUGAGAUCCAGUCGAUGCUUCCCCUGCACGCCGCUCCCUCUUGGUGCACUCUUUCUGUGAGUACUUCUGCCGUUCUUGAUGUUUUCUCUCUUGGUGACCGCUCCUCGCUUCAGCCUCGGGCUCAGCUCUGCUCAGGAGGUCGGGGAUCAGGAGCCCUGUCCCUUCUGUGCCGCGUGGAGGAGGGGACACUCCCCAGCUGGGCCACCCAUCCCGGCAGGAUGAGGAGGAGAGUUCAGAAUCAAGACCCUGUCCUUCUCACGGGCAGGUUCCUGGCAGCAGGAAGAAGCCUGGUGUCUGUUUUAGGGAGAGGGUUCAACCCAAUCUGACAAAUCCAUCCCGCACUGAUGAUUUGCCCCUUCUUACCAGGACACUCACUGCGCUUUCUCCCAAGGAGCAGAGUGGAAGGGCUGUGGGAGGCUCGUUCUGAGUGGCACCUUGCAAAGCCAAACCACUUUAGCUGAAGUGUCUGCUUAGCACUGGAUUCUCUGAGCCUGGGCCCCCACAGCUCAGUGUCCCUGAUCAGCCAAAGCCGUGAGCGUCUCGUGGUGGCGGCGCAGCUGCAAAUCAAAUUCUUGAGAAUGGAUUUUUUUUGUCUCACUUCUUGCCUGACAUAACCAGUGCACUGAGGAGGUGACAAACAGGACACCUCAAACCCUGUGCUUGGCACAAGGUGCAGAGCAAAUAGGUUUUUAAAAUUCAUCCCUCUUGGAACCAGAGCAUUUGCCAGACGUGGUCUCCCUUGGGGAACAUGAGCUUUUUUUUCUAAGCAAUUGCUUGGGGUGAGUUAAUUUUUAUUGCUUGGGAUGAACCCACCUGUUGUGGCUGCAAGUUUGGUGAUGGCUCUAUGUAAAUAAACUCCUUGGAGAAGCAGGACUGGCUGAUGAGAUGGGGAGAGAAUGUAUUUUUAUGCAACUUUUGAGUGGCCUUUCAAACCCUGAGAUGAAUGAUUUGUUUUACUGGUUGUUGUUAUAUAGUAUUAUAAGUAUUAUGUGUUUGAAAGUUUGGGAAUAAUAUUCACAGCUAUGAUGCUUGUAAACACAACAGUAUUUAUAAAUGAAUAAAGUAAGAGUUGAUAAAAUAGAA